This is a messenger RNA of Symbiodinium natans, 957 nucleotides long. The record is from the annotation of a GenBank genome assembly. NCBI's taxonomy places the organism in Eukaryota, Dinophyceae, Suessiales, Symbiodiniaceae.
AUGCCAGCCUUGUCGAACUCUCGUCCCAGGAGCAGCCGCGUGCGCGGCUUCGCCCUGCUUGCACUUGGUGUGCUUGCGCUUUGGAACUUCGAGGGGCAGACCGCGUUCGGCAAAGCACCAGUCGUAGUAGAGGAGACCGAGGCGUCUGGCUUGACCAAGGCAGUCGCGGAUCACGCCCUCCUGGUGUCGACGUUGCUGAUGAUCGCCUGCGGUGCUUUUGCGUACACCGAGAAGGGGCUGCCGCAAGCAGCGGGUCCAGCCGAGAAGCGCCCGGACUACAACAGCUUCCUGAUGAUCCAGAACAUUCUUUGCUUUGCAUCUGGCUAUGUGAACGCUUUGGCCAUUAUCGACAUGGGUAUGACGGUCUCUCACCAGAGUGGCAACACCAGCCACACGGGACGUUUGAUCUUGAAUGGGGGCGCAAAGUUCUUCCACUUGAUGCUCACCUUCUGCAUCGGCUCCUUCGUGGCCGGCUUGAGCAAGUGCGACCAGGAGGCCGUGUACCAGGGACGCUACUCGCCUAACCUGUUGGCCGCAGCCUUUGCUACGGUGUUUGGCUGCGGGGUCCACUACUGCAAGGCUGAGGCCGGCCUUGGCAACGACGCAGCCUCCGAGAGCUUGUUGCUGUGGGCCUUUGCGCAGGGCAUCCAGAACGGCAUCACACGAAGGUGCAGCUCCCUGCCGAUCUGCACCACGCACUUCACCGGCUACCUCACCGACGUUGGCGUUGGCCUGGGCCUGUGGGCACGCGCGCAGGCAGACGGCGCCGAGCCGCCCACCCUGCUGAAGGUCCUCCUCUUCGCGGCCGGCAUCUUCUUCUUCGGCCUUGGUGGUGUGGCGGCCAUGGAGACCCACCCCAUCUGGGGCGCACAGGCAGCAUUGGUCCCCGCCGCGAUCAUGGCGGCUGUGGCUGGUGGCCUCAUCCCCGUCAUCAAGACGCCUGCCAAGACCGCCUGA